AUGAGCCCGCUGCUCGUAUUCUCUCUGCUCCUACUGCUAUUCCGCGAUGUGUCCGCCCUCCUCGACGAGAAUAGCCUGUUUCGCUCCGACGAGUACUCCCAGGGUGAAUUCGGCUCGUGGCCGGUGCAUAACUACCGGUCUAGUGAUAUCCAAGGUCCUCUCCUCAACUACUGGAGCCACAGCCGCGCCUGCGACGAUGGCAAGUAUACGCUACUCACGCCACGAGGCGCAAGCGUGAACCAGUCCGGGCCCACAAUCGUGGACGAGAACGGCAACCUUGUUUGGUUUAAAGAGUAUGGCAGCACGUAUAAUGCCAAUGUCUACCAGUACCGCAAUGAGAGCUAUUUGACCUUUUGGGCUGGUAAGGAUGCUUUCGGUGGCCGCGGAGAUGGGACUCUCUACAUGCUCAACAAGCACUAUGAGGAAGCAUACAAGAUCCACGGCGCCAACGGCCUUCCCGCGGAUCUGCACGAGUUCCGGAUUACCAGCAACGACACAGCUUUGUUGACAUCGUUUCCCCUAGCCCCCGCCGACCUUCGGGAAGUAAAUGGGCCUGAGAACGGCUAUAUCUGGGACGGGGUAUUCCAAGAGGUUGACAUCGAGACGAACGAGCUCCUAUUCGAGUGGCGGGCGUCGGAGCAUUUUUCAUUCAAGGAAAAUACGCGCGGUAUCGCAGGCGGGAAGACCAAAGACGCUCCGUGGGAUUUCUUCCACCUCAACAGCGUUGAUAAGGAUGAGCGCGGCAAUUAUCUCGUGUCAUCACGAUACAUGGGCUGCAUUGUAUACAUCGACGGCCGCUCGGGCGAUAUCAUUUGGCAACUGGGCGGGACAGGCAAUUCCCUUACGGAUCUGUCUGGCGGCAACGCUACCAAUAUCAGGUUCCAGCACCACGCCCGAUUUCAGCCGAAAUACAACGAGGACAGCAAGCGCGCAAUCACCCUCUUUGACAAUGGCGGGGCCGGCGGGCUCUCUAAAAAAAGACCGAGUCGAGGUUUGUUUCUGGAUAUCGAUGAGAUGGAUAUGACCGCGAUGGUCCGGCAUGAGUACUGGAAUCCGAUUCCCGUUAGCAUCAGAUCUCAGGGUUCGGUGCAGGUGUUGGACAACGGCAAUGUGCUACUCGGGUACGGGUAUGACGCUCUGUGGACCGAAUUUAACAUGGACGGUGAGGUGCUCUGCGAUGUGCAUUUCGCACCGGAAAAGGGUUUUGGUAGAGGCGGGGUCAUUUCAUACCGGGUUUCCAAACAUAACUGGGUAGGACUGCCUAAAACGAACCCGGAUAUUUCCCUGUCGGACAACGAGAUCGCCGUGAGCUGGAACGGCGCUACCGAGGUGGCUACUUGGGUCCUGGAAGGGACGCACAAGUCCCACAAUGAGCGUGAAAGCCGUCUCUCGGCCGAUGGAAAAGAAGAUUCGAACGACAAAUUCACUUUCAUCUCUGCAGUCCCGAAAUCUGGAUUUGAGACCAUCUUCAACAUCCCGCCGGGCACACCUCACCGCACACUCCGUGUCGUUGCACUCAACAGCACGGGGUAUCCCCUAGGAGUGUCAGGUUCCCUGAACUGGGAUCCAGAGCAGGCCAGCUACAUUGUCGUCGGUGGCGAGAGCGAUGGUGACGAUGCAAAGAUACGGUCGGUCUUAUUCUUCGCCAUUGGGUUCCUAUCCGCUUCAUUCCUGGCCAUCUGUCUGUGGCUCUUGGGCACGAGUUCCUGCUGCGCUGGCUUCAGGCAACAGCUCCGCAGUAAACUCGGAGAUCAAGAGGCUGGGCGUGGAGAAUGGAAGCCUGUUGGCUUGUCAGAAGAUGACAUCAACGAACUGAAUGAUCUGUCGGGUCUGUCUGAUGAGGACGAGGAAAGGGGCGGCACAGUCAGAUCCGCGCUUUUGCGCAAGGAAGGAGGCGAGCUCUAG
Molecule: messenger RNA, 1905 nt
Organism: Penicillium lagena
Lineage: Eukaryota; Fungi; Ascomycota; Eurotiomycetes; Eurotiales; Aspergillaceae
Product: arylsulfotransferase family protein
Exons: 2
Coding region: 1-1905 (634 amino acids)
Source: RefSeq, a predicted model, not a curated record